Messenger RNA from Anguilla anguilla (European eel), 2137 nucleotides. It is a transcript of the gene bsdc1, whose product is annotated as BSD domain containing 1. The record is from RefSeq and is a predicted model, not a curated record. The transcript is spliced from 11 exons. Bases 104 to 1423 code for a protein of 439 amino acids. NCBI's taxonomy places the organism in Eukaryota, Metazoa, Chordata, Actinopteri, Anguilliformes, Anguillidae. Gene Ontology annotation, cellular component: cytoplasm.
UGUAUUUUAAUUAAUUUUGAAAGGUGUAUCUUUUUUUCUUCAUCUGUUUGCUUAGUCAGUUGGGUCAGAGUUCAGUAAAUAUUGAUGAUGUCAUGCGCUGAAAAUGGCUGAAGGGGAAGGAGGUUGGUGGGGAGGCUGGCUACAGCAGGGCUUCCAGGCCGUUAAAGACAAGUCUUCUGAAGCGUACGAGUUCAUUAAGCGAGAUCUGACAGAGUUCUCCACCGUGGUGCAACAUGACACGGCGUGCUCCAUCGUGGCGACGGCCAGCGCCGUUCGGAGCAAACUGGCGGUGGAAGGGUCCACGGAGACCACAGAGAAGGUGAAGAGGAGCCUGUCCAAUCUCCUGGGCGUGAUCACGGACACCCUGGCCCCGCCCCCGGACAAAACCAUCGAUUGUGAUGUCAUCACGCUCAUGGCGACCCCUGCUGGCACGACAGAGGUGUACGACAGCACCAAGGCCCGUCUGUACAGCCUGCAGGCAGACCCGGCGACGUACUGCAAUGAACCCGACGGUCCCCCAGAGCAGUUUGAAGCCUGGCUCCAAGGCUUCUCUCUGGAGGAGAAGAAAGGGGAGAUCUCUGAACUCCUGGUCAACAGUCCCUCCAUCCGGUCCCUUUACACAAAAAUGGUUCCUGCUGCGGUGGCCCAUUCCGAGUUCUGGCAGCGCUACUUCUACAAAGUCUUUCAGCUGGACCAGGAAGAGGCGCGGAGAGUGGCCCUGAAGCAGAGGGCGGAGCAGGUGACGCAUUCGGAGGCCCUGGGCUGGGAGGAAGAGGAAGAGGAGGAUGAGUUUCUGGGCUCCGCCUCCUCGUCUCGUUUGGACUUCACGCCCCCGCUGGUAGAACCCCGCACCCCGCCCACCGACUCCGCCUCCCCGACGUCGCCCCAUACCGAAACCGCCGUCACCCCCUCGGCCAGCUGCGGGAGCGCCACCCCGCCCACCCAGCUGGAGAGGAGUCCGGAGGAGGGCGGGGCCGCGGGGUCACCGGAGGAGGAGGGGGGGGCCACGGGUCCCCCCGAGGAGCUGACGCGCGGGAUGGCCGAGGCCAGCCUGGGGGAGCAGGAGGUGGACGGCAGGGUCCCCCAACCCGAAACCCCGCCCACGGAGACCGACCAACCCCCAAAGACGCGAGCGGGCGGGGCCGGAGGCGAGGCCGCCGCCGCCGCCGCCCCCAGGCCCGCCCCCCGGACAGACACUGUGAAAGAGGAGGCGGCGCAGGACCUGAGGGUGUUCGAGCUCAAUUCGGACAGCGGCAAGUCCACCCCUUCCAACAACGGCAAGAAAGGGUCCAGCACAGACAUCAGCGAGGACUGGGAAAAGGACUUUGACUUGGACAUGACAGAAGAGGAAGUUCAGAUAGCACUUUCCAAAGUCAACGCAACAGGGCCGCUGGAAGAUGAUGACUGGGAGGCGUGGGACUGAAGCCCUCCCCCUCGUGCUCCUCCGACGGCGAACCGUGUGCUUAAACGUGCGUAGCCUCCGGCCCUCGCCCCUGCCACGCCUCUCCCCCCCCUGAGAUUAUCGGGGGAGAACCGGAGGGGCCUUUGGAAGUGCACCCUCUGCUGGCCAAAUGUGGGAAUUACUCAAGGCAAUAAGUUAGAUUGCUGUUGUACAGGAAAAAGAUAAUAAUAAUAAUACCACAAAGCUGUCGUCUUGUUCUGUUCUAAUGGGUAACAUUUCGGCUUUCCUGGUUACUAUGGGAACAGUUCCAGAUUGAGUAUAUUGACACUAGUGUAGGAAGGAUGCUAUAAUUUCUAACUAAUGCUUAAUGGAGAGAAGGGGAAAGAGCAGAAUUAAUUACUUGGUGAAAAGUAUGACUCUUCAUUUAAGGAGAAUUUAUAUUACCCCCCUCCUCCUCCUCCAUAAAUCUUCUGAUAUGCUAUUAAAUGUAUGUAAAAUAUUGCAGUUCUUCUUUUUAAAGUUAGUGAGAAAUGAAUUUACUUUCAGGCUGUUGAGUUGCCAUAACCUGUUUGUAAAGCUGCUUCUGUCUACGGGGAAGAUAAAGUUCUAUAUAAGAAUAUUUUUAGAAUAUCGGUAUUUCAGAUAAACUUCCGCUUGCUUUGUAUCUCCACUCACUAACGGUUCUGUCUUAUGCAAGUAAAAAUACCGUCUAAAAUAAAACUGAUUUUGCCUGUA